CCGCUGGGGGCGGGGCGGUGGAGAAGAGCCGGGGUAUAAACCCCCGCGCGGGGCAGGGCGCAGCGGCUUGGAGCGCUGGGCGCACGGGGGCGCAGCCGGCUCUGGCGACCCCCCGCGGCUCCCGCCCCCUUCCCGGACCAUGGCCCCCCAGGAGCUGCCACCCGAGUACCCGCCUGCGCCCCCGGUGCCCCCGCACCGGCCCCCGCCCGGCCGGGAGCUGCAGUGCGUCCUGCUGGGGGACGGCGCCGUGGGCAAGACCAGCCUGGCGGUGAGCUACAGCGCCAACGGGUACCCGGCCCGCUACGUGCCCACGGCGCUGGACCGCUUCUCGGCCGUGGUGCAGGUGGACAGCGCCCCCGUGAGGCUGCAUCUCUGUGACACGGCGGGGCAGGACGAGUUUGACACGCUGCGACGGCUUUGUUACCCCAAGGCGGACGUCUUCCUUCUCUGCUUCAGCGUGGUGGCCCCCACCUCCUUCCAGAACGUGGGGGAGAAGUGGGUGCCAGAGCUGUGCCGGCUCCGCCCCACUGCCCCCUUGCUGCUGGUGGGCACCCAGUGCGACCUGCGCCAGGACGUCCAGGUGCUCAUCCAGCUGGCCCAGCGCCGGGAAAAGCCGGUGGCUGAGCCGGUGGCCCGGGCGCUGGCCCAGAAAGUGGGGGCCGUGGGCUACGUGGAGUGCUCGGCGCUGACCCAGCAGAACCUCAAGGAGGUGUUCGACACGGCCAUCCUGGCGGGGCUGCGGCAUGCCGAGGCCCGGGGCCGGCGGGCGCGGAGCACGGCCGGCAAGGUGCGGGCGCUCUCCAAGGCCUGGUGGAAGAAGUACAUCUGUAUGCGGUAGCCAGUGCUCUCCCCCGGGCCACCCUCCCGCUGAGAAAAGACAACUCGAUCCAGGGGUGGAUUCAAGAGCCUCCGGGCUGCUGCUGAACUGGGUGUUUGCCUGCAGGAUGGAGACGGGCCCCAUGCCAUGUGGGUGGCUGUGCCGGGCUUGAGACGCCCCCAUCCUGCUCCAUGUGGAUCGUGCUCCUGGGCUGCUGAUCUGCAUGGCCCCCCCCAAUCCGGGGCAGCGUUCUGGCUCCACAAAGGCCCGCAGGGUCCGAAUUCAAAGCAGGGGCUGGUUCCCUGCUGUUGGGGGAGCCAGAAUCUCAUCCCUCAAGCUGCCCCCCUGCAGGACAGUCUGUCUUGGGGAGCCCUGGGGCUUUGACCCCUGCCUGGGCCAGGGGUGGGGGAGAAUCCCUCCUAGCACAGCCCCUUUUGCAGAGGAUUUUGGUUUGCACGUGGCAGGGAGUGAACUGCUGCAGGAGGGUCACCCCACUGGACUGGGGAGGCGCAGAACUAGCUCUCUCCCAACCACCCUGGUCCGGCCCCACAGCUGGGAUUAAAUCCUUCCCCCUUGCUGGGCACUUUGCGGAAGGGAACGGCCGGGGCAUGGGUGGUGCAAUGCACCGUGGCCGCCCUGCCCGUAUUGCAGGGGGGCUCAGUCGGGCCCUCCCUCCCCCCAGCGGCCUCUCAAGCCAGGACCCUGGCUCUGGCAGGGUCAGAGCCAGCUGCAGCCAUGGACCAGAGCUUCCUGCAUGUGCAACAGGCUGAGGGGCCCGUCUCUGGGGGGCUGCGCCCGCUCCGGGACCCUCCCCUGCCCGUUGCUAUCUUUGCACUAGUAUAAACACAUCCCUGGCCGAAAGGGGGUUUUCCCCAGGGUCACUUCCCACCCCAUGGCACGGGGCCCCCAAGAGAAAUCCCCCUUUCGCCCCCACCCAAGGCCUUAGCCCCUUCUGUGCCAGCCAUGCCCUUGGGUGUCUUGUGCCCUCCCACUGGGAGCAGGAUGGGGGGCUGUGGGCUGUAUGGGGGGACUGGUUUCAGGCAGCCGGCAAAGGGCAAAUAGGCUAUUUUAUCCCCUUCAGGGGGUGCAGGAACCUAGCUUCCCUGUGUGGAGGGGGGCUGAGAUCCAUUCCCCCCUGGCAGCAGCAUGGUCCCCCCCCAGUUGGCUGGGGGGGCAGGGGGUGUGCUGCUGAACUGCCCCUCGCCCCCAUAACUGCCCCUAGCUCUGCCCCAGGGCUGCUGGUUUCUGUUUCCAGUUGUGGGUGGGUGUCAGCUGCUGUUGUGAUAACCCUGGGCAAAGCCAGGGGUCGGUCUGUCCGUCCAUCCAUCUGUUCUUUCUUUUUUUAAAAUGUCUUGACCCAAUAAAGUUUCUUUCCCCCUUGCAAA
This is a messenger RNA of Dermochelys coriacea (leatherback sea turtle), 2202 nucleotides long. RefSeq names its product rho-related GTP-binding protein RhoU-like. Gene Ontology annotation, molecular function: GTPase activity; GTP binding. NCBI's taxonomy places the organism in Eukaryota, Metazoa, Chordata, Testudines, Dermochelyidae. The coding region runs from base 140 to 838 and encodes 232 amino acids. The record is from RefSeq and is a predicted model, not a curated record. Gene Ontology annotation, biological process: small GTPase-mediated signal transduction. The transcript is spliced from 3 exons.